AUGCAACAGCUUGUUUUGGGAGGCGGCGCAGCUUCGACAAACAGACUCUGGCGCGCGCUUUUCUUUCCACGCUUGAAGUAAAUUGGAAGCGAAGAUUGAGUUCAUCUGGCGUGAACUUGCAGGCCUCCAGAGGGAAUAUCUUCCCGGUGAGUUCAGUCUCAGACGGCGGGCUGCAAAAUGAAGAGUGUCAGGAAGUCUGCGCACGGACUCCUAAUCCUUGUACCUGUUUCUGCGCGGGGAGGAAGCGCGCGCACAGGUGGUGCUGGCCCUGAAUGUGACGGAAAAACCGCCCAUUUCAGCUCAAACUGCUCUCCAGCUUAUCUUUAUGUUUAGUAAUUAUUUGAAUUUAAUAAAAUAUGGCUUUAAAAUGAGUAAAAUUGACCUUAUACUUUGAAAGGCCUUCUUAUUCACCUAGUUUCACUUUGAGAUAUGAAACCCUCACUGACAGGACCUCAGAUGAUCCUCCUUUUCCUCCACGGGCCUCUCCUCCUCCCCUCCAGAUCGUGUCCUGCUGGCCCGGGGCCCCUCAUGAAGCCACUGCAGUGAGCUAUUUCGGUUCCGCCUCUCCUGAGACAGUUUUCCACGUUCGCCGCCUCUCCUCCUCCUCUCCUCCUUUCUCAUCUUCGCCCGCACACCUAUCCAGGAUGCUUUCCGCCUCUGGGGCUUCCCCUUCUCGCGCUCCCAUUGGCUCCCUGUGAGCCUCUGGCGCGGUGACGUCAUGCCCCGCCGCCCCUGCAGCGCUGAAUGGACCAAGCAGCCUUCUGAUCCACUCCAAAAACAGCUCAGCGCGGCGCCGCACGGCACGGCUCGGCACGGACUCUGGGAACGGAGACAUAACAGGGAUUUGACCCCCGCGGUGCGCAGGGUGGACACGGGCCUCAAGCAGCUGUUUGUUUUUUUUAUUUUAGCCCCCACACAGGGCAGGACGGGGGAGCGGUGUGCGCGCGCGUCUGCAUCCCGGUUUGGAUCACGAUGAUGCAAAGUGCGGCGGUCCUGCCGACAGAGAGUCCUGUGAAGAGUUUACCGGAGAUUCUCGGAGUGCCACUGCAACAGAUCCCUCAGUGCGCAGGCUGCAGUCAGCACAUCCUGGACAAGUUCAUCCUGAAGGUGCUGGACAGACACUGGCACUCGAAGUGCCUCAAAUGCGCAGACUGCCAGACUCCGCUGGCGGACAAAUGCUUCUCCCGCGCAGGCAGCGUCUACUGCAAGGAGGACUUCUUCAAGCGUUUCGGAACAAAAUGUGCGUCGUGCCAACAGGGCAUCCCUCCGACGCAGGUGGUGCGGAAGGCCCAGGACUUUGUGUAUCACCUUCAUUGCUUUGCUUGCAUCAUGUGCAGCCGCCAGCUCGCCACGGGGGACGAGUUCUACCUGAUGGAGGACGGUAGGCUGGUGUGCAAGGUGGACUACGAAACCGCCAAACAAAACGAUGAUUCAGAGGCGGGGACUAAGCGACCCAGGACCACCAUCACAGCCAAGCAGCUGGAGACCCUCAAAAGUGCCUACAAGAACUCGCCAAAGCCAGCACGCCACGUCAGGGAGCAGCUGUCCUCAGAGACGGGACUCGACAUGAGGGUGGUGCAGGUUUGGUUCCAGAACCGGCGAGCGAAGGAAAAGCGUCUAAAGAAAGAUGCCGGACGCCACCGCUGGACUCAGUUUUAUAAAAGCGUGAAACGCAGCCGAGGAGGAACCAAAGUGGAGAAGGAGAGCUCGGCGGACGACGCGGGACUCAGCGACAGUGAACUCAGCUUCAGAGACGACCAGGUCCUGUCAGAUCUGGGUCACACCAACGGGCUGUACGGGAGCGUGGGCGACGUGACCAGCGGCGCCGUCCUGAACGGAGGCUUCUCCGUCGACGCGGCGGGACAACCCUUCCACGACAUCAGAGCGGGAAGUCCUUACGGCCUCCCACACUCUCCGUCCUCCAUCGCCUCCCUGCCUGGCCACACCCCCCUCCUCAACAACCUGGGCUUUAACAUGGACACUCUAGUGGCGCAGGGAGGCCCGGGUGGCGUGGGACAGGCUCUGAGGGCCAUGGCCGGAGGCCCCACGUCAGACCUCUCCACGGGCAGCAGUACUGGAUACCCGGAUUUUCCCACCAGCCCGGCAUCGUGGCUGGAUGAGAUGGACCAUUCCCAGUUUUGAGGCUUAAAACUGAAAGAAAAAAAAAAAAAAA
Molecule: messenger RNA, 2173 nt
Organism: Oryzias melastigma (Indian medaka)
Lineage: Eukaryota; Metazoa; Chordata; Actinopteri; Beloniformes; Adrianichthyidae
Gene: lhx4
Product: LIM homeobox 4
Exons: 6
Coding region: 973-2142 (389 amino acids)
Biological process (GO): neuron differentiation; regulation of transcription by RNA polymerase II
Cellular component (GO): nucleus
Molecular function (GO): RNA polymerase II transcription regulatory region sequence-specific DNA binding; DNA-binding transcription factor activity, RNA polymerase II-specific
Source: RefSeq, a predicted model, not a curated record